UCUUGUGAGCAGUGAGGAGUCUUAAACACAAGAGAGGAUCUCAUGGGAUAGAUCAUAGCUAACUAUUUAUAAAUAACAAACAAAUUACUCCUAGCAAAAUCAUACUGGGUGCGGUAGGCAUUGACUUGUUGGGGAACACUCUUGUGAGUAUAUGGAGGAGUCUUAAACGCAAGAGAGGACCUCAUGGAGGUCUAUGUACGGAAUAGAUCAUAGUUGACUACUGUAUGUAGUAGUAAUGAACAAAUAACUCUUAGAGUUCUCUUACAGGGUGCAGAAGGCAUUGACUUGUUGGGGAACAGGAAUAGGUCCAUUAAAAUGCAGGUCUUCGGGAGGAAAAGUGAUGAUCCGUGGAAAGUCUACGAGGAGGAAAUACCCAGCCGCAGUCUCCGUUAUAAGGGCCUGGGGGUCAACUUGCAAGAUGAACUGAGACUAGAGCAUCUGCAGCUGCUGUGGCAACGCUUCAGUCGACCUUUGACCUGCGCCACGGACACAGGAGCACCAGUUAGGACCACCAGGUCACAUGGCGAGCCAGUGACCCCACAUCCCGAGCCUCCCAGAGGGGCAGCGAAGCGGGGCGCUGGCCAGGGAAGAUCUCCGGGGGGUUCUAUGGGGCUCGAGGAGUUCCGUGCCGUGUUGAGAACCUUACCGGGCUCAGAGGCUUGGGUCAGUGAGAUGGAGGAGCUCUUUGAUGAGGUGGAUACGUCCUGCGAGGGACGGAUCGGCUGGGAGCAGUUCUGCUCCUACAUCCUCCAGGGCGCCCUCCAGAGGCCAACUGAGGGACAGGCCGGAGGGGACGCGCUGACCUCCCAGCCUGUCAUACGCCACUGCCCGCACAACAAGCAAGAGCCAGUAAUCCGUGUGGUGCAUGUGAGUCAGCCUCCACCCCUGCGCUUCAUCACCAUCAGCAAGGGUGGGGUUCUCUCCGUCUGGAACAGACACCUCCACCUCAUCAGCUCAUUGGAGCUCGUCGGGGACCCCAUUGAGGGGGGCCACAUGCGUGGGAAGUUCAAAGGCUGGACCACCGAUGCCGUCUUCUUGCCCAACGUUCACAAAAUGGCGGUCGCUACUUUGGGAAGGGAGCUCCGCUUCUUUGACAUUUCGACGAGCAACUACACCGAAGAGUUACACUUGUUUGGUUUGAGCAAUGCCGUCACAUCAAUGUGUUACUGGUAUGACACCAAGUCUCCAGCAGAUCGCUCAGUGUUGCUGUGGGGGGACGAGAAGGGCUUUGUCCACCUGCUCUGGUUCCUCCAGCCCCUCAAAGGCCUGUUUGAGAUCCCAUUCAGCAACCAGAAAGGCCCUCACAGGCUCUACCUGCCGGACCUGUGUCCAAACAGCCCUCUGGUCACCUAUCAGCAGCUUUCCAGAGUUCACCAAGAGCCAAUCAACAGGAUCAAGUAUGAAUCCCAAGGGGAACUCAUUAUGACAUCAUCAGAAAGCGCCACUAGUUCAGUGGUCAUCAUGGACCUGAAUAUGAGAAGGAAAAGCUACAUUUGGAAAAUCAACAAGGGAGUGACCAGCUUUGACUUCUGUCCUGCCCUGAGUCUGCUGGUGACGUGUGGGCUGGACCCGGCUGUGCGUCUGUGGAACCGCUACGUCCCGUCCCGGCCGGUGGCCACCCUCCUCGGCCACAACACCACGGUGCUGGACGUGGCCGUCCACCAGAGGCUGAACUUCAUCUUCAGCUACUCCAGAGAUGCGGUGCUGAAGAUCUGGGACAUUCCGUCGCAGCGCUGUGUGCGGACGCUGCAGCUGAGGUUCCCGUGCGUGAAGGCCGGCCUGAGCCCCGAGUACGGUCACUUCCCCUUCCUGCUGCACCACGCCGCCCAGCCCUCCGCCAGCAUGCUGCUGCUCACCUGCAAGGACUACCUGGCAUGCUUGCACCUGCAGGGCAAAAGCACCGACGACACACCUGCCUCUGUCACCUGCGCUGUCUACAACCCCCACCUGGGACAGGUGGUCACAGCCCGUGCCGACUCCUCAUUGGCUGUGUGGGACGUGGCGACGGGCCGCAGGACUCUGGAGGUGCGGCACGCCCACGGAGAGGAGGAGAUCACCUGUGUGGCCCUGCACCACACGCACAGACACCUGCUCACCGGCGCCUCCAACGGGACCAUCAAGAUGUGGGAUCUUCUGAAUGGGCACAACUUACACAAGAUGGAGGCCGUUUCUGAUACAGAGGUGACUGGCAUCAUCUGUUUCCCUGGCAACCGCCUCCUGGCAGUGGGCUGGAGCCAACAGAUUGCCAAGUACAUCAUCGCAGACCCGAAUGACGUGUAUGUGAGAGCGGACGUGUCGUGGAAGUCGGGCCGUCAGCACAGGGAUGAUGUUCUGGCCGCGGCCCACUGUCCGGCGCGGAAGCUACUGGCCACCGGCAGCUUCGAUGGCGAGGUGAUCAUCUGGACCCUGGACACAGAGAGGCCACUGGCCAGACUACACAGUGACCAAGGCCAAGCCCCAGUGGACGCACUGCUGUUCCUGCAGGGCAGAGCCCAGAGUGGGCCGUGGGGGGGACGACCUCUGCUGCUCAGCUCCCAAGCUGGACACGUGUGCUGGUGGAGCACCACUGGACCACCACACUGCCACGGGCGGUUCUAUGCACCCCAGCAAGCUGGUGAGUGUGUGCUGGCUCUCAGCUCCAGUCAGGACGACCGGCUUCUGCUGACCGGGGACACGGCCGGGCUCCUGCAGGUGUGGGACGUCUCCCAGUACUGCCUGGACCACACUGACCCCGGGCCCACAGACGAGAGACCCCCGCUGCUGCACUGCUUGAGGGCUCAUGACGGCCCGCUGGUGUGGGUGGAGUUUGUGGAGCCCCGCCCCCCCGGGGUCCUGCACAUGCUCAGUGUCUCGGCCGACGGCGCGGCGCGACUCUGGACCGGACGUGGGGACGCCGUGGGCACCUUUGGGCAGGAGGGGGGGUGGACACUCGGGGAUGUGUCCACUUAUCAGUGCUCCAGAGAGGACUGGAGUAAACAAGUCAGUGGAGCCAGUUUGAAUGAGGAAGAGGAGGAGGGGGAGGAAGAGGAGUUGGGAGACAGCCAAUCAGUGGGGAGGACGGAUGGGCCAGAGGCCAGUGUUCAGGUCCAAAGGGCUGCCAUGACUGACCAGGCACAGAGGCUGGACCAGGAGCGGAGAUCUCAGAAUGCAACAGUGGAGGGAAAGGUCCCAGACGCAGGGAAGCUUCCCACGGGCCUAGACAUCUCGGUUCAAAGUCACUUGGAAUUUAAGGAUCGUUGCAUAAGUCCUGCUGCACAAGACCCACUCAAGGUCUCCCCGGUCUCUCAUGUGGUUGGGCAGCUCCAGAGGAGGAUGGCCUCCUGGCAGACCCGGCGCCAGACCUUUGGACGCAUCGACCCCAAGAAGCUCUCCCUGAUUGACAACAUCUGCGCCCCCUUCCAGGCUCUCAUCAUGCCAGAGAUGUCCCCAGUGAGCGAAGCUCCACGGCGACCGGAGAUGCUGGACGAGGUGCUUCGGUUCUCCCGGUUCUCUAGCGGGUUCUCCAGGAGCACGACCCUGAGCUCCCCUCUCCUGUCCAGCUGCAGCCCAGAGACCACGUCUGCCCAGGAGCACGACCCUGAGCUCCCCUCUCCUGUCCAGCUGCAGCCCAGAGACCACGUCUGCCCAGGAGCACGACCCUGAGCUCCCCUCUCCUGUCCAGCUGCAGCCCAGAGACCACGUCUGCCCAGGAGCACGACCCUGAGCUCCCCUCUCCUGUCCAGCUGCAGCCCAGAGACCACGUCUGCCCAGGAGCACGACCCUGAGCUCCCCUCUCCUGUCCAGCUGCAGCCCAGAGACCACGUCUGCCCAGGAGCACGACCCUGAGCUCCCCUCUCCUGUCCAGCUGCAGCCCAGAGACCACGUCUGCCCAGGAGCACGACCCUGAGCUCCCCUCUCCUGUCCAGCUGCAGCCCAGAGACCACGUCUGCCCAGGAGCGGACCUCCGUCAUAGAGCCCACCGACAGCCACA
This is a messenger RNA of Sardina pilchardus (European sardine), 3970 nucleotides long. RefSeq names its product WD repeat-containing protein on Y chromosome. The transcript is spliced from 20 exons. Bases 316 to 3642 code for a protein of 1108 amino acids. Lineage: Eukaryota; Metazoa; Chordata; Actinopteri; Clupeiformes; Clupeidae. The record is from RefSeq and is a predicted model, not a curated record. Gene Ontology annotation, molecular function: protein binding.